CUCUCUCCACCAUCUCUCACGCUUCUCUCCACCAUCUCUCACGCCUUAGCUCUCUUAAAGAUGGUUAGGUGGUACUUGGAUGAUGAUGAUGAGGAUGAUGAUUAUGAGGAAGAGCAUGAAGUUGAUAUGCUUAAGCCAGAGAGAUUGCUUCAUAGAACAGAUCGAGGUGCUGGAUGGAAUCAUGUUCAGCAGCUUAUGCACGGGUCAGAUCAACAGUGCUAUGAUAUUCUUCGCAUGAAUCAGAGGACAUUUCAAGAUCUGUGUAAAAUGUUAGCAACGAGAUAUGGGUUACAAGAGACGCAAAAUGUCUAUAUUGAAGAAGCGGUUGCAAUGUUCCUUGAAGUGGUGGGUCAAGAUAAGACAGUACGGGUUAUUGCACAAAGAUAUCAGCGUUCGUUGGAUACAGUCAAAAGGAAACUUGGUGAGGUUUUAAGUGCUCUCUUGAAAUUUGCUGCAGAUGCACUAAAACCAGAAGAUGGUGAGUUCACAAGAGUAUGUCCUGCUUUGAGAAAUGAUGAUCGAUACUGGCCAUUUUUUAAAGACUGUAUUGGAGCAUUGGAUGGAACUCAUAUCUCAGUCCGUCCUCCUAAGCGAAAUGCAGAAGCAUACAGGGGCAGAAAACAGGAGCCAACCAUGAAUGUCCUUGCUAUAUGUAACUUUGAUAUGAAGUUCAUAUAUGCUUAUGUGGGUGUGCCGGGUAGAGCUCAUGACACAAAGGUAUUAACUUAUUGUGCGAGGAAUGAGCCUUUUUUUCCACAUCCGCCAAAUGGAAAGUAUUAUUUGGUUGAUGCUGGAUAUCCCACAAGAACAGGGUAUCUUGGUCCGUAUCGUAGAGUUCGAUAUCAUCUCGAUCAGUUCAACAGAGGAGGACCACCAACGAACACUCGAGAGGUGUUCAACCGGAGACAUUCAAGCUUGCGAUCAGUGAUUGAGCGGACAUUUGGAGUGUGGAAAGCAAAAUGGAGGAUUCUUGACCGUAGGCAUCCAAAAUAUGGUUUGAUCAAAUGGAUAAAGCUAGUGACGGCAACGAUGGCUCUACACAACUUCAUACGUGAUUCACAUCGAGAAGAUAAUGAUUUUGUGCAUUGGCAGAGAAGAGAAGAAUAUCAUACUCAUGGUGAUAAUGAUGAAGAAGAAAGAGAUGAAGAGGAAGAUGAAGAUGAAGAUGAAGAUGAAGAAGAAGAAGAAGAUGGUGAUGGUCAUGGUGGACAUAUUCCAUAUGAGCCGACUGGUGAUAGAGCCAUGGAAGGUUUACGUGAUCGUAUUGGUAAUGAGUUGAGUAGAGGAUAUCGAUUACCUUACUAG
Molecule: messenger RNA, 1305 nt
Organism: Brassica napus (rape)
Lineage: Eukaryota; Viridiplantae; Streptophyta; Magnoliopsida; Brassicales; Brassicaceae
Exons: 2
Coding region: 61-1305 (414 amino acids)
Source: RefSeq, a predicted model, not a curated record